This is a messenger RNA of Gracilinanus agilis (Agile Gracile Mouse Opossum), 3642 nucleotides long. RefSeq names its product elastin microfibril interfacer 1 (gene EMILIN1). The record is from RefSeq and is a predicted model, not a curated record. The transcript has 8 exons. The coding region runs from base 174 to 3203 and encodes 1009 amino acids. Gene Ontology annotation, molecular function: protein binding; extracellular matrix constituent conferring elasticity. NCBI's taxonomy places the organism in Eukaryota, Metazoa, Chordata, Mammalia, Didelphimorphia, Didelphidae.
ACUUCUAGCAGGCAGGAAACCAGGGUGGGGAAGGGGGGGACAGGGGUUCUCUGUCCUUCUGGAGGGAGCUCUUUCCUGAGGAGCGUCAGGAUCCCCCUGGGACUGAGGCAGAGGUGGCCAGCUGGGCUGGGAUGUGCAGCUGAGGCUGGGCACAGAGUGGAGCCUUCCCCAGCAUGGCCCCCACCUCACUCUGGAGCUGUUGCCUCUGUUGCUUGCUGGCUGGGGCAGCCUGGGCUGCGAGCUACCCAUCUCGGGGCUACAGCCUCUACACUGGGGCCCGUUCCCUCAGUCCUGGGGGGCCCCAGGCUCAGAGUGUCCAUCGCCCAGCUAGUCGCCACAGGAACUGGUGUGCCUACGUGGUCACUCGGACAGUGAGCUGUGUACUAGAAGACGGGGUGGAGACCUUUGUCAAACCUGACUACCAGGCCUGUGGCUGGGCCCAGCCCCAGUGUCCCCGAACUAUCACGUAUCGAAGCUUCCUCCGCCCUCGAUAUAGAGUAGCCUAUAAAACAGUGACGGACAUGGAAUGGAGGUGCUGCCAAGGUUUUGGGGGUGAGGACUGUAGUGAGGGGCCAGCUCCAGCCCUGGGUACUACCACUCCCUAUCCUCGGCCCCAUCUAGCCCGUCCCAAUCUCUCAGGGUCCAGUGCUGGAAGUUACCUGAGUGGGCUUGGAGGAGAAGGUCUUGGGGACUCUGAAAGGUUGAAGCAACUAGAGGAGAAAGUACAAAGCAUGUCAAAGGAUCUUCAAGGGCUUCAGAGCACCCUGCAGGGCUUGAGUGGGCGCUUGACUGAGGAUGUUCAAAGGGCUGUGGAGACAGCAUUUAAUGGAAGAAGGACACCAGCCGAUGCAGCUGCCCAGCCUGGGGUGCAAGAGACCCUCAAUGAGAUCCAGAACCAGCUGCAGCUACUGGGUAAUCGUGUCUCCAGCCAUGAUAGGGAACUGGGUCUCUUCCAAAAUGGAGGUGACUCUUUGCAUCCUAACCAGGCCAGCUCAUCACCAGCAGAGAAGUGGUUUCAGGAGAUGGAGCAGAGGCUGCAGGAAUCCUGCUCCAGUUGCAUGGAUGGAUUGGAUGACUUCCGAAGGAAACACCAGGAGGACCAGGAACGCCUCCAUGAGUUAGAGAAACUCCUUGGUUCAGUAGAGCAACAACAGAGGGAAGCUAGGGAGGAGCUGCACCAGCGGCUGUCCGGGAACUGGGUGCCGCCUCUGGGAUGCUGUGCUCCUGAGCUAGGCCAGAGGUUGGGGGAUGUGGAACGUCGGCUGGAUGUGGUGGCCGGCUCUGUGCAUGUUCUGAGUGGUCGGAGAGGGGGAGAGCUAGAAGGUGCAGCUGGGCAGGGGGGGCAUCCCCCUGGCUAUACUAGUCUAGCCAGUCGCCUGUCAUGGCUGGAAGAUCAGUUCAAUUCUACCUUAGGCUCAUCUGAGAGGGCAGAAGGUGACCACACCAGCCCUGGAGGCUUGGGCCACUGGUUUCAGGGAGCCAAGGGGCAGCUCACUAGGCUGGAAAGGAGACUGGCCAACUUGAGCCAGGAAUUAGACUCCCGACUCCAUGUGCUAGAGGAGCGGGUAGAGGGAGCUGUGCAGGCAUGUGGGCAGCUCUGUGCUGUUUACCCAGGGACCCAAGAUUCACAAAUCAGUGCCAUCCUCAGUGACCUGGAGCGCAGGAUCCUGGACAAUGAGGGCCAACUGCGGCUGGUGGGGUCCAGCUUGCAUAAGAUGGGGGUGGCUGGAGAAGCUUUACAGGCAGCUCUGGAUGGACUGGAGGGAGAACUGGGGCGGAUGAGGGAUCAGCUGGGUAUGCAAAGUGAAGGCCCUGGGGAUUUGCUACAUCACUUGAACCAUACAAAUGGAAGGCUGACCCAGUUGGAAGAAAGGAUGCAGGCUAGAGGAGAAGACUGCCAGGGCUGUGGGGUACUUCAAGAGGAGUUAGAUAAGUUAAGGGAAGGAGUAGAGCAUUGCUCCUGCCCUUUGUUGCCCCCAGGAGAUCCUGGAAGCAAUUCAGGAGUAGGGGGGCCUGGGCGUGGCCCAUUGGAUGGGUUCAGUGUUUUUGGAGGCAGUUCAGGUGCAGCCCUUCGGGCAAUGCAAGGGGAACUCUCAGAAGUCAUUCUCACCUACAGUUCCCUCAAUGACUCCGUGAGGGAGCUACAGACAACCGUGGAAGGCCAGGGGGCAGACCUGGCUGAUUUGGGGGUCACUAAGGAUCGGAUCAUCUCUGAGAUAAAUCGACUACAACAAGAGGCCACAGAGCAUGCUACAGAGAGUGAAGAAAGGCUUCGAAUUCUAGAAGAAGGGCAAACUCAAGUCAGACAGUGCCCAAAUCUUGAAGGAAGGCUGACCCGGAUUGAAAGCAUAUGUGAGCGACUAGACACUGUGGCCGGAGGACUUCGGGGACUUCGAGAGGGGCUUUCGAAUCACGUGGCUGGGCUCUGGGCUGGAUUACGGGAAACCAACAGUACCAGUCAAAACCAAGCUGCCUUGCUGGAGAAGCUGCUAGGUGGCCAAGCUGGCCUAGGCCGGAGGCUGGGAGCCCUCAACAGCUCUCUGCUUCUCUUGGAAGAUCAGCUGCAUCAGCUUAGCCAAACUGAUAUCUCUGGUCCAGCAGGGGAGAUUGGGCCACCAGGUCCUGUGGGAAAGCAGGGGCCUCCAGGCCCUAUGGGACCCCCUGGACCACCAGGCAAAGAUGGCAAAGAAGGACCCAUUGGACCACCAGGUCUCCCAGGUGAACAAGGUAUGGAAGGAGCAGCUGCAGUUCCUCUACCUCGAGUGUCUUUCUCAGCCGCACUGAGUUCACCCCGUACAGAACCAGGCACAAUUCCUUUUGAUAAGGUCUUACUCAACGAUGGAGGCUGUUAUGACCCAGAGACUGGCAUAUUCACCGCGCCCCAAGCUGGUCGCUAUUUGUUGAGCGCUGUGCUCACUGGGCACCGUCACGAAAAGGUGGAGGCCGUGUUGUCUCGCUCCAACCAGGGCAUAGCCCGCAUCGACUCAGGGGGCUAUGAACCUGAGGGGCUCGAAAAUAAGCCCGUGGUGGAGAGUCAGCCCAGUUCGGGUGCCUUGGGAGUCUUCAGUCUGAUCCUACCCCUGUUGGCUGGAGACACGGUCUGCAUUGAUCUGGUGUCUGGGCAGCUGGCACACUCGGAGGAGCCGCUGACGCUCUUCAGCGGAACCCUGCUCUACGAACACCCAAAUUAUGAAGGCAACUAAAAAGCGGCCCUAGUGCCGCACUGCAGGGCUCGAGGGGCCUCCGGACAACCCAAGAAAGCUGAGCCUCGGACUGGCCGGCAGUGGGGGGAGGGCGGGCUGCAGCAGGGGGCGUGUCUGCCUUUACCGGGUGAGGGUGGGGAGCUUGGCCCCACUUUCCACCCUCCCCAAGCCGGUCUGGUCGCCUGCGUUUACUAGGUCCUCGGCUGCCCCAUAGGAAAGACAUCUCCCGGAAUGCCCAGCACAGCCUCAGGCGCCCCUGACCUUAGGCUCUCAUACCCACUCCCUCUCCGGGAAUCCUGGGACUUUUCCCAGGGAAGUCGAGCACCCAUUCCACCAUGCGGCUGUAUUCCCUCACCACCUACCCAAACCAAGGCGGUCGAGGCCCCGCCCCCUCUAUGCCCCGGCCCCGCCCCUUCCCCCGUCCCUCCCCCUUUCCCCU